Penicillium olsonii is the source of this 1839-nucleotide messenger RNA. The record is from the annotation of a GenBank genome assembly. NCBI's taxonomy places the organism in Eukaryota, Fungi, Ascomycota, Eurotiomycetes, Eurotiales, Aspergillaceae.
AUGAAAGCACACUAUCACUGUGACGCUCACAACGGGCUCCCUCGGGUUUGGCUUGGCUGGGGUGAGUUGAAAAGCCGCAAGCCCGAGCUUCAGGCCACACAGGACAACUAUUUCGAGGAGUAUAUGGUCGACUACAAGUUCCGACACCCCAAGCAUCCCCGUCGCUGGUAUAACCUGCACUUGGCUGCUGCGCGCAAGUGGACUCGAUGGUUCGACUGGCGCAUCUCCCGCGGCGACAAGGUCCGACUGACUCUUCCCGAACCCGUGAACAAUGAGCUCAUUCCGAGCCUUCUUCACUUCAUAUAUACAGGUGACUAUUCCGUGGACAUCGCUGACAUGGACCGAUACCCGGUCAGAGAAGACCCUUCAGGUUGUGAUACCUGCCCGCAAAUCUGCCAGCUUUUGCGGAUUCACCUAGACAUGUUCAUCAUCGGCCUUCAGCUGGGAAUGGUCGAGCUCCAAGCUACUGCAUUCUACCGAUUCCGGUCCCUCAUGAACACCGCCCCUGCCUGGGUCCUGAAGUAUGCUGUCCACGCAGUAUACACCCGACGACCCAUCGAGAGCUCGUGGAACGACUUCCGUAUCUCCAGCGUCCAGGGCCUCAUGGACUACCGACCCGAGCUGGUUCUGCCUGCUAUUCUGAGAUGGUGCGGAUACUUCCGCAUGCACCCCAUGCGAAUCUCGGGCAGCACCAGCAAGAUGUGCGGAGUGGAAGAGUUCGAAGAGCUUCGCAAACGAUACCCUGACUUCAGUUGUCACUUGGAUUUUGGUAUUGUCUUGGAUACGGUUGAUAUCCUACCCCCGUUCUUCAAGUUCCCCGGUAAGUCUGCGCCCAUGAUCGCUCUUCACCAGUACGAUCGUCCUCCUCCUACUCCUAGCCCAGAUGCGCUGCCCCGGGAUCACUACCGGUCAAACUAUCAGUAUGUGACAUACCUUCAACCACUCCCCUUUAGCAACUUCAGCGAGCAGCUACCUUCUAACCUAGGAACUUUCUGGAGCAGUUCAUCUCAGAUUGACCAACCCAUGCCUACAAGCAAUGCAGCUUUAGUUCAAAAGCAAGUGAGCGGACAGCCUCAGAAAUCUCAGCCUGGGCCAGUACCAGUUGUUUCAAAUGCUCUUGACCCAGCUCUCUCUCACUUGACUUUCGAUCAACUGGAGUCAAUCUCAGAAGACAGCAUUCUGAAUACCGACAGCAUGGACUCAUCCGCUAGUCAGUUUGACCCAAUGCAACUGGACGGCGACUUCGAACUAGAUCUAGACUUCAUCGCUGCGGAGAACGCAGCCAACCCAGACGGGUAUGACCUGACCAAAUUGAUCCAGGAUUGGGGCGGCGACAACCCCGACAUGGACUUCACAAGCCUGUUGAGCAGCAGCAUGACCACAGACUUCUUGAAUCCAUCUACCGCACAGCCUCGCCAGGCGAUGGACGUAGACAUGCCGGCACAUCACAACCCGUCAGGCCCAAAUGACUUCGAUUUUGCAAUUCCCAGCCUACCUACCAUCGACUGGACCGGGAUGGACCCGAUGGGCCCCAUGAACUUCCCCCAGAACCUUGGUGCUACGGGGUGGUCCGGUAUUGACUCCUACGUAGCUGCAGGCCCUCAGCAGCAGUCGAUCAGGCGCCAGCAAAAAGCCUUCGACUGGUCCAAGGCUACACACUCUGGAGGUACCCCAGUUGAAGAAGCUCCACCGCAGCCAGCCGUGAGAGCAAACUCACGAUACAACCUUCGAUCCCGAGGAACUCCCUCAGAAAGCCCACAGCAGGACAACAAGCGUUCAGCAUCGGGUGACCUAUCCGAUACUCCUCGCAACAAGCGAUCCAAGCGCGCGAUGCAGUAG